AUGUUCAAGCCGAUGGUGUAUUUUGCUGCCUUAGUAGGGUUGACCAUUGGUGAGGGAAAAAUAACAUCUAUUUCCGAUAAAAGUACAGUGAAACGCGGUUUAGAUUCGCUUAAUUUUGGGUUUGGCGGGCAUAAUUCGAUCGGAGCUCAAUGGCCCAAUGUCGAUUGGGCUAAUAGCCAAAAGUUAACCCCGUGGAUACAAUCUAGUGGGUGGAAGCAUAGUCCGUCUCCAGCGGAGAUCGCUGCCACAAUCGCCGCCGCCAAGCAGGCGUCCGCCCAGGUCCUAAUUGCUCAACAGCAAGUUCAGGCCGCUAAGGAUAACGUUUUGAAUCAGCAAAAAAUUGCCAACGAAAAAGAAGCUAACGCAGCUUACGCUUCGCAGAAAAGUGAAGCCACUGCUGCGGUUCAACGGUCGGAAGCAGCGGCAGCUGCGCAGGCGGUGGUUUUGGCACAGCAUCGUCUGGCGUCGGCGAAAGCAAAUGUCGCGCACCAUCAACGGAUUGCCGCCCAGAAGGAGUCCCUAGCGGCGCAAGCGAUCCAAAGUUCGGCCAAGGCAGCGGCAGCUGAGAUUCAUCGUGCUGAAAUCGAAGCUGCGAAGCUGGCCGCUCACCAACGGGCCGAUGCCGCUUCUCUGAACCAUCACGUGAUUGCGACUAAGGACGAUGCAUUUGCUCCGUUGGUUUACGGGGGUAAUCAGAUUCCGACAAGUCAGCUGUACAGCGCCUUUGCAGGUCCAUGGACGGAUUUGGCUGCCCAAAAUCCGUGGGUGAAUGCGUUCAAUCAAAAUAAGCCGGUCUGGGGAUAA
Messenger RNA from Sabethes cyaneus, 804 nucleotides. RefSeq lists its product as uncharacterized. NCBI's taxonomy places the organism in Eukaryota, Metazoa, Arthropoda, Insecta, Diptera, Culicidae. The record is from RefSeq and is a predicted model, not a curated record. The transcript is spliced from 4 exons. The coding region runs from base 1 to 804 and encodes 267 amino acids.